UUCGAAACCUGUCCCAUAAAUUAUGAGACAGAAGGAAUACCUUAUAAGACUAUAACUUGAUAACUCAAAAAAAAAAAAACAGAAUUAAACCAUGGAUUACCUAACCAUUGUUGGAGUAGUAGUCCUUGCCUGGACUUUGAUCCAAAUCCUCUAUUUUGUUCAAGAAAUUAGAAGCAAAGGAUGUAACAACAAGAAACUUCCACCAGGUCCAGUCCCAUUACCCUUCAUAGGUAAUUUACAUAACUUACUAGGUGCACAACCCCACAAAUCCCUUGCAAAUCUUGGCCAAAAAUAUGGUCCAAUAUUCAGCCUUAGAUUGGGGAAAACAACCACAGUGGUGAUAUCUUCAUCAGUUGGUGUUAAAGAAAUCCUCCAAAAGCAAGAUUUAGCCUUUUCUAGAUCAGUACCAGAUGCAAUGUGUGCCCACAACCAUCACCAAUUCUCUGUUAUAUGGCUACCUAUGGAUAAUCGAUGGAGACGCCUCCGGAAAAUUUUGAAUACUUAUAUCUUUUCAGGGAAUAGGCUUGAUGCAAACCAGUACCUGAGGUCUAGGAAGAUCAAAGAGCUUAUUGCUUAUUGCCAUAAACAUAGCCAAACAGGGGAGUCUCUGGAUAUUGGCCAAGCAACUUUCUAUACCUCAUUGAGUUUACUUUCCAAUACCAUUUUCUCCAGGGAUUUUGCCGACCCCUAUGUGAAUUCAGGUAAAGAAUUUAGAGAAUUAGUCUGCAAAUUUAUGGAGGAAUUUGGUAAGCCCAACAUAGUAGAUUUCUUCCCUAUGCUAAAAAGGAUGGAUCCUCAAGGGAUUAGGCGACGCAUUAGCAUUCAUGCUGGGAAGUUGCUUAAGCUUUUUGAGGGGUUGAUUGAUGAACGAGUGGAGCAAAGGAAGAUGCAAACUAAUACUAGUAGCAAUGUCGACGUUCUUGAUGUCCUGCUCAAUGUUAGCCAAGAAGAUCCUGAGGCAAUUGAAAGAAAGGACAUAGAACAUAUGUUUCUGGACCUUUUUGUUGCGGGAACGGAAACAACUUCAAAUACAGUGGAAUGGGCAAUGUCAGAAGUCAUGAAAACCCCAGAAGUUAUGAAAAAAGUCCAAAUCGAGCUCGAAGAAGUUAUUGGCAAAGGCAAGUUAAUAGAAGAAAAACAUGUCCCACUCCUCCCUUAUUUGCAAUGCAUUGUGAAAGAAACCAUGCGAUUACACCCACCAGGACCCUUAUUCUUGCGUAGUGCCAAACAAGAUGUUGAAUUGUGUGACUAUUUCAUCCCAAAAGGCUCUCUAGUUUUAAUUCAUGUAUGGUUAAUGGGCCGCGACCCAACUAUUUGGGAGGAUCCAUUGGUAUUUAAGCCAGAAAGAUUUUGGGAUUCAGAAUUUGAGGUUAGGGGCCAUGAUUUCGAGUUAAUUCCAUUUGGUGGUGGACGAAGAAUAUGCCCUGGCCUACCUUUGGCAAUAAGGAUUGUUCCGGUUUUAUUGGGUUCGUUGUUGAAUUCAUUUGAUUGGAAGGUUGAAGGGGAGAUAGCACAAAAAGACUUGGACAUGGAAGGAAAAUUUGGUCUUACACUAGCCAAAUCUUGUCCUCUGCGUGUUGUACCUCUUCCACUUUAAGGAAUCAUUUGGUUGAGGAAUAAAUUAUCUCGGGUUAAUUAUUUUGAAAUAAGUUA
Molecule: messenger RNA, 1653 nt
Organism: Solanum dulcamara
Lineage: Eukaryota; Viridiplantae; Streptophyta; Magnoliopsida; Solanales; Solanaceae
Product: geraniol 8-hydroxylase-like
Exons: 4
Coding region: 92-1597 (501 amino acids)
Molecular function (GO): oxidoreductase activity, acting on paired donors, with incorporation or reduction of molecular oxygen; iron ion binding; heme binding
Source: RefSeq, a predicted model, not a curated record